Messenger RNA from Culex quinquefasciatus (southern house mosquito), 909 nucleotides. RefSeq lists its product as uncharacterized. NCBI's taxonomy places the organism in Eukaryota, Metazoa, Arthropoda, Insecta, Diptera, Culicidae. The record is from RefSeq and is a predicted model, not a curated record. The coding region runs from base 1 to 909 and encodes 302 amino acids. The transcript has 4 exons.
AUGGACCAGGGACGGUGUGAGAAAGACAAGGACAGUAUGCUCAAUAACCUCAACAACCUUAACAAUCUCAACAACCUCAACAAUCUCAACCAUUUCAUCAACCUAAAAAACCUCAACAACCUCAACAACCUGAAUAACCGCAAGAACCAAAACAACCUCAACAAUCUCAAUAACCGCAACAAUUUCAACAACCUCAACAACCUCAACAACCUCAACAACUUCAAUAACCUCAAUAACCUCAAUAAACUCAACAACCUCAACAACCUACACAACCUGAAUAACCUCAACAACCAAAACAACCUCAACAACUUCAAUAACCUCAACAACCUCAAAAACCUCAACAAUCUCAACCAUCUAAUCAACCUAAAAAACCUCAACAACCUCAACAACCUGAAUAACCGCAAGAACCAAAACAACCUCAACAAUCUCAAUAACCGCAACAAUUUCAACAACCUCAACAACUUUAAUUACCUCAAUAACCUCAAUAACCUCAACAACCACAACAACCUCUACAAUCUUAACAAUUUCAACAACCUCAAAAACCUCAACAACUUGAAUAACCUCAACAACUUUAAUAAGCUCAAUAACCUCAACAACCUUAACAACCUCAACAACCUCAACAAUCUCAACCAUCUCAACAACCUCAAAACCCUCAACAACCUCAACAACCUGAAUAACCUCAACAACCAAAACAACCUCAACAAUCUCAAUAGCCGCAACAACCUCAAUAACCUAAACAACCUCAACCAUCUCAACAACCUCAAAACCCUCAACAACCUCAACAUCCUAAACAACCACAAUAACCUAAACAACCACAAUAACCUCAAUAAAAGCAUCUCCGGUCGGUCAUCGCUGGACAAAGACGUGGACACGUGGUGCAGCACCGUGGUCACGUGGGAGGACGAGUGA